GCAGUUGGUACCACUUCUUCGUGCCCCAGCAGCGAGUCUUUCCAUGUCACCCUUUCCACUAGCGAUCAAACUGCAGAGAGUCCAGCAGACUAUGUGGCAGUGGACCAAGUGCUGACGUUUGCUGCCUGUGAGAGCCAGCGUUGUGUGAAUGUGAGUCUGGCCAAUGACCUGGUCAGUGAACCGGAGGAGACCUUCUCUCUCAGUCUCACACGGUCCACCAGAUCUCACAUCUCCUUCACCUCCGCAACUGGAGUGGUGGUUAUCACCGAUGACGAUGAUAGUCCAGCUGGGGUCAGUUUCCUCCCAGUGAACGCCACAGGAGUGAGGAUCUCCUGGAGUGGCAGUGUCCACCUCCCCACCUCCAUCCACUACACCGUCUCUCUCUCCACCACCGGCAUCAUCAUGAGCCAAUACAACAGGGUCUACCCACCUGGAACCACCUCCGAUGUCGUGGUCUUGGAAGAUGACAUCACCCUUACAGACGAAUAUGUGCACAAUUUCACCCUCCACUACAUCACUCAGAAUGAUGAUGUCCCAGGAACUCAAACCAUUGCCUCCUUCACUUUCGAUAAGAAGGACUUUCAGAUUCAGUUUGGACCAUUCCACUUUUGCCUGGAUUGGGGACUGGAAAAGACAGUUCGCAUUGAGAAGCAACUGCAGAGUUAUUUGAUUCAGAUCCUCCGUAAGGAUUGUGCCGAUUGCCAUGGAUUAACCCCGUCAUUCCUGAGACCAGGACUGUUUCUCUGCCACAGUAACCCCACC
Molecule: messenger RNA, 762 nt
Organism: Geodia barretti
Lineage: Eukaryota; Metazoa; Porifera; Demospongiae; Tetractinellida; Geodiidae
Source: the annotation of a GenBank genome assembly